AGCAAGUCUGGCACAGCCUCCCAGACCUUCCUCCGAGCCACUUUCAGAAAAGCAAGAAAUCGUGUUUGCUGUCCUCCUCCUCAGCCUCUGGUUGGCCUUAGACCUGCCUUGAGGGGCUGUAGGUUUGAAAAUGAACACCACGGAUCCAGCAGAUGCCACGAUGUAUGAAAACAUCUACAGCAACUACUAUAGUGAUGAAAAUCUUCCCAGGCCUUGCACCAAAGAAGGCGUCAAGGCAUUUGGGGGGCUCUUCCUGCCUCCCCUCUACUUCUUGGUCUUUCUGUUUGGCCUGCUUGGGAAUUCCGUGGUGGUUCUGGUCCUGUUCAAGUACAAGCGGCUCAGGUCCAUGACAGACGUGUACCUGCUCAACCUGGCCAUCUCUGACCUGCUCUUCGUGCUCUCCCUCCCUUUCUGGAGCUACUACGCGGCAGACCAGUGGGUUUUCGGACUAAGUCUCUGCAAGAUUAUCUCCUGGAUGUACCUGGUGGGCUUUUACAGUGGCAUAUUCUUCAUCAUGCUCAUGAGCAUAGACAGGUACCUGGCGAUUGUGCACGCGGUGUUUUCCUUGAGAGCCAGGACCGUGACUUACGGGGUCAUCACCAGCUUGGUCACGUGGUCAGUGGCUGUGUGCGUCUCCCUUCCAGGCCUUUUAUUUAGCACCUGUUACACAGAGCGCAACCACACCUACUGCAAAACCAAGUACUCGUUCAACUCCACGCAGUGGAAGGUUCUGAGCUCCCUGGAGAUCAACAUCGUAGGACUGGUGAUCCCCCUGGGGAUCAUGCUGUUUUGCUACUCGAAGAUCAUCAGGACCUUGCAGCACUGCAAGAACGAGAAGAAGAACAAGGCGGUGAAGAUGAUCUUUGCCGUGGUGGUCCUCUUCCUGGGGUUCUGGACACCGUACAACGUGGUGCUGUUCUUGGAUACCCUGGUGGAGCUGGAGGUUCUCCAGGGCUGCACCUUUGAGAGACGCCUGGACUACGCCAUUCAGGCCACAGAGACCCUGGCUUUUGUGCACUGCUGCCUUAAUCCGAUCAUCUACUUCUUCCUGGGGGAGAAAUUUCGAAAGUACAUCAUCCAGCUCUUCAAAACCUGCAGGGGCUCUUUUGUGCUCUGCCAAUACUGCAGGCUCCUCCAGCUCUCCUCCCCCGACACCCCCAGCUCGUCGUACACGCAGUCCACGGUGGACCACGACUGGCACGACGCUCUGUGAAAACACGGACAUGCAAAAAAGACUUAGUAAGCUCAAGCGAAGAACUUACUUAACAUUGUAUCAUAGUCAGAGUUCCCUGAGCACCGGGGAGGAGAUGUGUAUCCAUUGCCCAAAGCGGGGCUGCUCACCUGUGGUGCGCUUUCCUGUGGCCCGGAGUUCAAUGUGGCAGGAGUUCAUGUCCCCCCCUGAGGCGUCCUUCCCCGCGGGCUGGCCUGAGCCAUAAGCAGACCCGCGGAGAAUUCCGAGCAGUGUUUCAAAGAGGGUAGAAAUAAUCAUGGAAGGGGAAGACCCUUCCCUUCUAGCCGGAAUAGAUCGAGUUCCCUGCGGGACUGGACGAGAAUUGACUGGUGGAAUAAAUUGCCACUUCCAGCUGUGAAAAAUGGGCUCUUUAACUACUUUCUAGCUUUUGUGGGACAAUAUAGAAAACUUUCACCUGCAGUCCCAGUGCUUUUUCUAAUAAUGUAUCUGAAGCCAGGUGUAUGCGAAAAUGAAUAGUGAAGUA
Messenger RNA from Molossus molossus (Pallas's mastiff bat), 1715 nucleotides. RefSeq names its product C-C motif chemokine receptor 4 (gene CCR4). Gene Ontology annotation, biological process: inflammatory response; chemotaxis; immune response. The transcript has 2 exons. Bases 131 to 1213 code for a protein of 360 amino acids. Gene Ontology annotation, cellular component: membrane. NCBI's taxonomy places the organism in Eukaryota, Metazoa, Chordata, Mammalia, Chiroptera, Molossidae. The record is from RefSeq and is a predicted model, not a curated record. Gene Ontology annotation, molecular function: C-C chemokine receptor activity.